Bufo bufo (common toad) is the source of this 1213-nucleotide messenger RNA. Its product is annotated as acetylserotonin O-methyltransferase-like. The transcript has 11 exons. Bases 173 to 1213 code for a protein of 346 amino acids. Gene Ontology annotation, molecular function: O-methyltransferase activity. Lineage: Eukaryota; Metazoa; Chordata; Amphibia; Anura; Bufonidae. The record is from RefSeq and is a predicted model, not a curated record.
CAGCAACUGUCUCCUUAGGAAUUGUUCAUACAGAACCAAACUGAACUGGAAGUGCAGGAGCACACAGUCAGGACUGGAACACAGCGGGAACACAGGCAGUGAUAGCGCAGAAUAAAUACAGGCAAAUCAUUGAAUCUCAAAUCUGAACUACAAUAUAGCUUAUCCCAUCAACAUGUGCUCCUCGAAAGAACUUGAAUUUCCACAAAUACUUUUUGAAUAUUGUCAUGGAUUUUUUAUCUCAAAGACUAUAUUUGCAGCAUGUGAACUGGGAGUUUUUGAUUUACUACAUGAAGUACAGGAACCCAUUCCAGCAGCAACCAUUGCUUCUCGCUUGAGCACCACUGAAGAUGGAAUGGAGCGCUUGCUUGAUGCCUGUGUUGGACUGAAGCUUUUAAAAGUUGACUUGAAAAAUAACAAAGGUUAUUAUUCCAAUACCGAUGUUUCCACCAUGUACUUGGUAAAGUCCAGUCCUAAGACACUCUAUUACAUGGCGAUGUAUUUCUCUAAAGUCACAUAUAUGUGCUGGCACUUCUUACCACAGGCUGUAAGAGAAUCAAAAUGUCAGUAUGAAAGGGCUUUUGGGACGACUUCCAAGGACUUAUUUGAAACCAUGUACAGAUCAGAAGAGGACAUGACAACUUUUAUACAUUUUAUGGACUCAACAUGGAAUAUUUGUGGAAAAGAUAUUGUACAAGCUUUUGACCUCUCUGAGUUCCACACAGUCUAUGAUCUUGGAGGAUGUACAGGAAGUCUUGCAAAACAACUUGUAUCUACAUAUAAGGAGUCAACAGUCACCAUUAUGGACCUGCCAAAAGUUGUGCAAGCAGCUAAGAAGCAUUUUGCUACAGAUAAGGAGCAGAAGAUACAUUUCCUUGAAGGAGACUUUUUUAAUGAUCCUUUACCUGAGGCAGACCUGUUUAUCGUGGCCAGGGUUAUUCAUGACUGGACAGAAGAAAAAUGCAUCAAACUACUGACGAAGAUGUAUCACUCUUGUAGACCUGGUGGGUUAGCACCGGUGCACACUCACAGUUUUUUAGGUUGCUGGGCAGAGAUCAGUCAUGUCACAUUCUUCCAAGAGGUAGCUGCUUGUCUUGGUCAGAUUGCAGGGACAUUGAAGUUGGUCAGAGUAGAUGGGAAGAUGGGUGGAGCUAAAUACAAGGCAAUCCUGGAGGAAAACCUGGUAGAGGCUGCAAAAAGACUUGAAGGAAAAUGA